Messenger RNA from Acanthochromis polyacanthus (spiny chromis), 8262 nucleotides. RefSeq names its product glutaminase b (gene glsb). Gene Ontology annotation, biological process: L-glutamine catabolic process. The record is from RefSeq and is a predicted model, not a curated record. The coding region runs from base 125 to 1828 and encodes 567 amino acids. The transcript has 15 exons. Lineage: Eukaryota; Metazoa; Chordata; Actinopteri; Pomacentridae. Gene Ontology annotation, molecular function: glutaminase activity; protein binding.
CGGCGUCUGUGACUCAUCGCCUCACACAGCAACGCAAGUGGAGUAAAUCCUUAAUAAAGCUGCAGUCUAUACCGGAUAUAUUUGGAACCACAAAUUUUUUCUCUCAUUGCCUGACAGGAUUGAGAUGUUACAUUUUAGGUUCUCGACAGUGCUGAAGGAGUUGUUUGAAGCCACCCUCAAGCGUCCCUCUAUCGGCUCCAGACAGACCUGGUUACCGACACGCCACUGCUGCUUCGGCGCCUCGUCCAUUGAUGCCCGAGCUGUGUCUCCGCAACUGAAGGUUCUCCAUGCCGCUGUUCACCGCCCUUCGGUCCGCACCGCGCCCUUCGCCGCCCCGUUCCGCUCGUACUGCACGAAAACUGAAGGUGCUGCUGUGGAGCUGGACGACCAGCUGAAGAAGGAUGGUGCCAGCGACAAGAGAAGAAAUGCCGGAAUUCUUCCCAGUUUGGAGGAUUUGCUCUUCUACACAGUCGCAGAAGGUCAAGAGACGAUGCCUGCUCACAAGUUCCUCACAGCACUUAAAGCCACUGGGCUUCGCAGUGGAGAUCCCCGACUGAAGGAAUGCAUGGAAACCCUCAAAGAAACUCUAAAGAACACUUCAGAUGGCGUCACUCUGGACAGGCACCUAUUCAAGAAGUGUGUCCAGAGCAACAUUGUCCUGCUCACUCAGGCCUUCCGCAAGAAGUUCGUCAUCCCAGACUUCCAGUCCUUCUCCUCCCAUAUUGAUGAGCUGUAUGAGAGUGCCAAAAAUCUCUCUGGAGGACAGGUUGCAGACUACAUUCCUCAACUUGCCAGAUUCAGCCCUGACCUGUGGGCAGUCUCUCUGUGCACAGUUGAUGGACAGAGACACACAGUCGGAGACACCAAGGUCCCCUUCUGUUUGCAGUCUUGUGUCAAGCCUCUCAAGUACGCCGUUGCUGUUCAUGACCAUGGAACAGAAUAUGUGCACAGUUUCAUUGGGAAGGAGCCAAGUGGCCUCCGCUUUAAUAAGCUCUUCCUGAAUGAAGAUGAUAAGCCCCAUAACCCCAUGGUGAAUGCUGGCGCUAUUGUUUGUACUUCACUGAUAAAGCAAGGUGCAGGCAAUGCAGAAAAAUUUGACUAUGUCAUGAACUUUCUGAAAAAGAUGGCGGGAAAUGAAUAUGUGGGUUUCAGCAAUGCCACAUUCCAGUCGGAGCGUGAGUCAGGAGAUAGGAACUUUGCCAUCGGCUACUACCUGAAAGAAAAAAAGUGUUUCCCUGAGGGGACAGACAUGACCUCCGUACUGGACUUCUACUUUCAACUGUGUUCCAUUGAGGUGACCUGUGAGAGCGCCAGUGUCAUGGCGGCCACCCUGGCCAACGGCGGUAUCUGCCCAAUCACUGGUGAGCGUGUGCUGAGCCCCGAGGCUGUGAGGAACACACUGAGUCUGAUGCACUCCUGCGGGAUGUACGACUUCUCAGGACAGUUUGCUUUCCAUGUCGGUCUGCCAGCCAAGUCUGGAGUAUCAGGGGGGAUCCUGCUGGUUGUGCCCAACGUGAUGGGUAUUAUGUGCUGGUCGCCUCCGCUAGACAAACUGGGCAACUCUGUUAGAGGAAUACAGUUCUGCACGGACCUGGUGGAGCUUUUUAACUUCCACAACUAUGACAAUCUGAGACACUUUGCCAAGAAGCAUGAUCCUCGUAGAGAAGGAGGGGACCAGCGGCAACACUCCUUCGGACCCAUGGAUUAUGAGAGCCUCCAACAAGAGCUAGCUCUGAAAGCGCCUCUUUGGAAAAAGGUGUCUCCCACUGAGUCGCAUCAGGACAGCUCCACCACUGUAGUCUAUAGGAUGGACAAUGCCAGCAAAUGAAACUUUAAAAACAGUAAAAGGAGAGGCCGCACCCCCACUUCGCCUGAUCUCUCUCCCCACCUCUUGCAACGACAGCACUAUCUUUCCUCACCCUCAUAUAUUUAUAUAUAAAUUCUAUAGAGGAUUAUUUAUUGCUUGUGAAGCGGUUACUGAGUGAAUUGACUGGGAAAUUUGUUCUUUUUAUUUGUGCUGGAAAAGUGGGAUGAGCUACUGUUUAUUUUGCUCUGAAUUUCAAAUGAGCCUCCACCUCCUUGUUGCCUUAGCGGUUCUAGCAUCUGAUGUACAGUGUACACGUUGUGCUCUUUUUUCCAUCUUAAGCCCUUUAUUGCUAUAUAGUUGUUUUUUCCCCUAUUUUGACAGUGUUCUUUAAAAGGGUUGCUUUUUGAAAUUAAAUUUGAACUUUAAAAAGCAAUGCAAACGUGUGUGGUUGCAUGUGUGGAGCCAGCCUUCAGACCAGCAGUCUUUAAACAGUCAGACUACUUCACAUGAAUGGUUGCUCACUGCAGCUCACACUGAGGCCUAAGAUUCAAGUAAUAUUAGCACAUAAGUACAAAUGAGUAGUGCACGAUUAGAAUGCCUCUAAAGACGCAUGCAGUUUCUGACUGUUGUUGGAAAUUGUUUGGUCAAAGUAGAACAUUAUGAACUUAUUAUUUAGCUGUGAACGCAUGGGCCAGAGUGCAAAAAUGUUUGGCUAAGUUUCUCAUUUUUCAAAAAUGAGCGUAAAAUUCUAAAGGGAUUUUAUUAAUGCAGGUCUUUUCGCUGUUUGAGUCUUACAUCCUGUACCGUGAAGGAAAAUUUAACCGCUCACGCAAAAGCUUAUUAGAGUCACUGUGACUAUAAUGCAACAUUUUCUAGCCUUCUGACAGACAUUAUCUGUGAAUUGUGUUGGAACUCCACCAGUAUCAUUUCCUCGUCUGCAAAAGAUAUCCAGAACUUAUUCUGCACAUUUGUAUGUGCUGGAAUAGUUUUUCAUCGUAAACAUUCAAAUGAAUAACUAAUUUGUGCCACCAUGCAUAUCUUUAAUGUUAGGAAUAGAAUACAAAAGAGACAUUACUGAACAACUGUCAACAAGCCAGAGUGAUGUGAGCUUUGGCAUUUGAAACACAAACAGUCAUGAGAAACCUGCUGUUUGACAGAGAUGGUAUGUUGAAAAAGAUAUAUUGCCAUAAAAUAGGAUUUUAUCUUGAACUGAAUCAGUCAGUGUUUGUGCCUGGGCCGCAUUUGGGAUAGAUUUUUUUGAUAGGAAAAGUGUACUCAGCCAAACAGCAUAGGAGAAAGCUGAGGUAGCUAAAGCAUCAGACUUUUAAUAAGGCUUCUCGUGGCAACUUGACUCAGUUGUCCUCUCUCAUCUGACCGCUCUCAGGAGCAGCUGCUCAGAGGACUGCUGCAGCUUUUUGCUAUUCUGUUGAGUACAGAUGAAGAAAAAAGGUCCAAUGUAUGCAUGUGUGGCUGUUUCUUUUGUGUUUGUGUUCUUUACCGAGUAUCCUCAGUAUGACGUUAGUGGCGGUGGUGGUGUGUGUUUUCUGCUGCUGCGACCUCCAGUUAAAGCCCCUGAUAGCUACCAUAGGUCUGAACAGUCCUGAUCCAACCUUUAACUUCUCUGCUGUGAGUAGGUGAAGACCGUGUUUUUCUGGGCUGCAUUCCAAAACUAUUACUGCAUGUUUGCACAGUGCACAAAAACAGGCAUAUGUUCAAACAUGAUGGCUUCUCUAGAACAUUAACCUACUUUCUACAUGAAGGCUGCGCAACGAUUGAUCAGACUGAUAGUUUAAAGGGUCUAAGAAUUACUUAUUUGUCCUGUUACUGAAAUACUAUUGAGAUUAUUGGAAAUUCAGAACACACACAGCAGCAGAUGAUGCUCGGUGUUUAUGUGCCUGAAAUGUAUUUUGGCAAAGAAUAAUGGGCCAUGCCAAAGGUAGGCAUCAAAGAAUCUAGUGAGAUUUGUGACCUUUUCUUUGUAUUACGAUAUUAGAUUUGUAUCAAAAUUGAGGAGAAGGGCAGUUCAGGAGAUUAGAAGCAGAGUGGUCUAACCCACAAAAAAUAAAUUGAGUUUUAUAUAAUUUCUGUAAUAUUUAUGGUCUAGAUUUUAAUGGCCAAGUGGUCCAACCCUCAACCCAAAUAUAGUGUCACAGUGGCACUUUGAAUGUUAGACCAUUCUUGAAAACACAAAACUUUGAUCCCAUUUUUCUCAAAAACUACAGAAAGUCGGUUAGACCGCUUCCAAACCUUUCUGUUAGUUCCUCAUGUAAUCCUACAUUUAGGACGUGCAGUAAACAAAACAAGAAAAGCACUCAGAGCUGGGUACUCUGCCAAGGCUGCUCAAUCGCUUUAUCAUUUACAACGGAUAAGUCCUGAUAAGUCCACAGCAGUGGAUUUUUGUAGGGUUGUGGUGUUCCCUUGUAGUAAUAGUUUCAGGGAUCUCUCAGUACAGAAAUCUUCAACAAAUCUGUGGAUCCAGACUAUAAGCCGCUUCACUGCCAAAAUCUAAUCACUUGGUCCUUGUGUCAUUUCUGACCAUCCCUGAAUAUUUCAUCCAAAUCCGUUUUAAGUAAUGUUGCAGACAGACAGACAAACAUACGCCGAUCGUCACAUAAGUCUGUUCCUUGGCAGAGUAUUGAUGAAGCAGAAGAUGGAGACUGUGUGACACUGUCAUAAGCUCCCAAAAGUAAACAAAACUUUGCUUCCCGAAUGGUCAAGAUUUGGGAACUUUAAUCUAGUGUGUACACUUCAACAAUAAUAUUAGCAUUUCAAAAAAUAUAUCUUCUACUGCCGAAGAGCUGACAACCAUGCAAAAAAAAUGAGAUUGGAAUUAUUCUAUAACAGAUACCACAAUUACAGUACGAGUCAAAAUUUUGGCAGGAUUUAUUUCUCAAUGAAACAAACGAAAAAAGUAGCAUUUUUUGUCUUAUGCUACUGUAAAUUAAAUACUUUUGACCCACUUGGACUACAGAGGCCACGUGGGAAUGACUCAGUGAUGUUUUGAGUAAUCUUUUUUCAACACUUUGAUUUAAAUAAUUUCUCGUACCGUUGUUGAUGACGGCAACUAUCAAUAGUUCAGUGAGUGACAGACAAUAUUUUCUAAUUUGUGCAGAUCAAAUUGACACUUAAUAAACUGUUAGAGGGUCAACCUAGUGGUACUACAGCACUUUUUCUGACAGACUGCACCUUCCCCACCUUCUGCAAUAUUGGUUAAUGCAUUUUAAGCAAAUAAACAACUAUAAAUGAAUAGUCAAUCAUUAGGCAUCACUAAGCAUGACGGUAAUUGAUACACUAAUGAAUCAAUCGAUGCAACUCUUAUUUUAUUACCACAUGGAAGAACAAGUUGUGGAGAAAGGCCUUCAUUGUUCCAAAUUGGCUCUAGUUUUUGCUAAUGUAGGAGAUUCUCACUAAAAGGAAGAAUCUGCUUGGGAAAACAGGUUCUCAAGACCUUUAAAUCAACGUUUUCUGUGGCAUAGACUUUAAUGGCGAUAAAUCUACUGGCAAGGCAGAGUAAGGUGGAUUCAUCCUUCUUGCAGCAGCAUGUCUUUAGAGGGGGGGAAAAACUUGAACCUACAAUAUCAGAUAGCUGAGUUUGAUGAGAGAACUACUCAAAGUGUGGUGUGACUAUCUGUAUGCAAACGUAAAAUACAAUCAGUAUUGUUUGAGAUGUCUCAAAGUGUUAUUCCUUUAGUAUGGCUGCAAAUCGUGACAGCUUCUUUCCAUAUACAUAUUUUACUGUACCUCUGAAUGUACAUAGCAGCAGGUGUAUAUAGCUUUCAGGUGUGUCUGUAUACAGAGUGAUGACGAUCCUCAGCAGCAGAGUGAGUUUGAUUAUACAUACACUUAAAACGUUCCAACGUGGUGACAUUAUCUCCUCCAGGAAAUAGAAAUAUUUGCACAUGAAUGUCAUGUCAGCAGAUGCCUUAGCUUAGAUGUCGCUUUACUGUGACUGUACUGGGAGGGGAGUUUUAUCUGUUUGUUAUUCAGUCAUUGUUGAAAAUGUACAACUGCUGUGUGGUGUGUGCUGGUGGGUUUGACCUGAGCUCUACGCGAUGGCUGCUGGAGCCAGGAAGACCUUGUUAUUAAUCUGUCAUGUUGAGAAGUCGUUUAAUUUCUGUUGUAUUUUAUUUUUCAACUCAUAGACUUCUGUUAGUGUUUUUCUUUGUGUUAUUAAGUUUCUGCUCAUCAUUGUGUCGAGGUAAAAAGUAUUCAAAAGCCUCUGUCGUCAUUCAUUCUCUUUGGAAUCGAUGGACCGCGUCAGGGUGGAUUCACCGCUGUUUUAACUGGUUUUCUGUUAAAGGUUUCAUGGUGGACCAUUAAGGAAGGUAUUAAAAUUAGCAUUUGGAAAAACUGAUACAACGCUUAACCCUCGUGUUGUCCUGCGUGUCAAAAUUGACCCGGUUUCAAGUUUGAAAAUGUGGACAAAAAUGUUUUUUUUUCACAGUGAUGUCCACAUUUUCGGGAAAACUUUGAACUUUUGUUGGAGGAAAAAAGAAAUGUUAAAAAUGUUUAAGAACAUUCACAAAAAAAUCAACCAAAAUUCACAGGAUUUUGGUUGACUUUUUUGUGUGAAUGUUCUUAAAGAAAAUAGAAGUUUUACUGAUAUAUAUGCAAUAACUUUAGAUAUUUAUAGGUUUUUUUGGAAGAUUUUUAGUAAUUUUUUGAAAAUAUUUACAAGAAUUCUUUCCAAAUUUGUUUUUUUUUUUAACUUAAAGAAUUAUUGAAAUUUUGUUGAUGAAGGUUUUGCAAAUUUUCAGUUUUUUUCGCUGAAUUUUUGGAUUUUUUUUCAGACAAGGAAAUAAUAUUUUUUGGUACCUGUAAAGUUUGUAAACAAGGACAACAGGAGGGUAAAUAUCAGAUUUAGUUUUGUUGCGUUCCAACCUCAUUAGCUGCAUUUGAUCUUACAACAAUCAAAUGUUGUCUACAGUAUACACAUUAGUUAACUCUGUAGUAGUUUGCAUUGUUAUGCGUUUUCCAUGUUUUCCCACACAUUUUGCAGAGAUUUCAUGUCAGUACAACUAUAACUGCAGAGGUUAUCUAGGAUAUAAAAUAAGUUCUGAUUAUAUUUCAUAUUUGCCAAACAAUAGCAACUGUCUAAAAGUUGACAUAUCAGGCAUUAUUUGGGAUCUGGGACUUGUGGUUUAAACACAUUCUUGGUGCAACAAUGAGUAACCAUGUGUCAACACAUCAACUUAUAUUAGAAUCUGAAGGAGCAUUACCUUACAUGUAAAUCUGGAACAAUCAGUGACUCAACAGAAAAUUCAUUUGCAACUAUUUCGCUACCGUGGGAUCACCACCAUUUUCCGUCGCAUUCGAGUGUAACUCCAGUUUCAGUGUGUCAGGUCCCCAGCCUGACUCUGAUUUUUGACCAGUCUCAGUCAUGUGGGUCGCCUCUCUUGAAUGUCAGUGAAAGGAGUCCGUCUCCCAUUUCUGACUGAUCUUUAUUUCUUUGCUGCUACACGAUCAUGUUUCUCUCCAUCUGCAAAAAUUCUGAAAUCCAUCACUUGAAAAUGUCCACGAGACUGAACCAGACCAGCUCUGACAGGACACUGAUUUAACCUCAUUCCAACCCAUCAGCAUUGAUUACCUCAGCUUUUUCCUCUUUGCUUUCCAAAUCAGAAUGGCAGAUAAACUCAUAUUACUUUUCAUGGGGGGUGGGCAGCAUCGCAGCGACCCUUCUCUCAUUCCUCACUGUUUGAUUAUUACAAAGAAAUUCAUGACGGCAGGGCUUUUGAAUGCAGUUACUCGCAUUUCCAUGGAAAUCCUGACAUCGUUUGGCUCAUGUCAUGUAUGGGUUGAUAUUUCUUUGAAUUCUCAGUUUCCAUCUUGCAUGCAUGUUGUUGUAUAUGAGAAAUGUUUUUUUUUUAAUCCUGUCUUCAUAUGGUUCACUUGAUUUCCUUUCAUGUCUUUUAUUUAUGUUGACUUAUGUCCUGAUCAUAAAUUUUUAUCCUCUGUGAAAUUGCAUAUACAUUUAUAAUGAUCACUACCAUUACAGUUUGACCUUGGAAUUGUAAGGUUCUUGGGUGUUUUGGUCAGAUAUCAGAUAUUUAUGUAUAUGUUAUCGUACAAGCAAGUCUCUUGGCCAAAGAUUUAAUUGAACUUUGUCGAAAUGCAAAAAAAUUACGGAAUGGUUACAUUAGAAUCCUAAAAGCUGAAUGCAUAAAAGAAAACUCAAACCUUCAGUAGAUGAAACCAUACAGUUCCAAGCUCCUGACUGUCAAACCUUUCUGUUUGUGAUUCUGUAUGUAAAGUCUCCAUAAGCUCCUGAACUGUCCUGUCUGCUUGGAGGAGACACAGAGACGUGAGCUUCACAAUUCUGACCAAGUUCUUCAGCUCCUUUAGCUGUGAUGGACGAGCAGACAUGACAGUAAAAGUGGUGUUACCGUUUUUUUUUUUUUUUUUUGGUUGCCUUUGUGUUCCCUGUAUGAAACGAAAUAAAGCACUGUUAUUCAUCA